AUGAAGGCCUCCUUUUUGCUUUCUGUCGGUCUGGCUGCGAAGGCUUGCUUGGGCCUUGUUACCGCCCCAAAAUAUGUUCGCCAGGACAAUACCACAGCUUCUUCUCUGCAAGACAUUGUGACGUGGGAUGAGUACUCCAUUCGGGUUCACGGAGAGCGCGUUCUUCUCUUAUCGGGAGAGUUCCACCCCUUCCGUCUCCCAUCCCCAGGACUCUGGCUUGAUGUCUUCCAGAAAGUCCGCGCGCUUGGGUUCUCAGCUGUGUCCUUCUACGUCGAUUGGGCCCUCCUUGAAGGUGACCGAGGGUCUAUCCGGGCGGAUGGAGUUUUCGCGCUCGAAGAAUUCUUUCAGGCGGCUACAGAAGCCGGUUUGUAUCUAACUGCUCGUCCUGGUCCUUAUAUCAACGCCGAACUUUCUGGGGGUGGAUUUCCUGGCUGGUUGGAAAGGGUGCAAGGCCGUCUCAAGACUACAGAUCAAGGCUACUUGGAUGCCAUCACUCCAUAUAUGCAGGCCAUAGGACGCAUAAUCGCGAAGGCGCAGAUCACAAAUGGUGGCCCGGUGAUUCUAUUUCAACCCGAAAACGAGUAUACGGCUUGCGUGCAGGACAAAGAUUACAUGGCCUACGUGGAAGAUCAGUAUCGAAAGGCUGGAGUAGUUGUGCCGUUCAUCGUCAAUGAUGCCGAACCUAUGGGCAACUUCGCUCCUGGCACGGGAGUCGGCGCUGUGGAUAUUUACAGCUUCGAUGAUUAUCCCAUGCAUUGGAGUACAGCGCCAUCCAAUCCGUCGAACUGGUCAUCUGUGGUGAACCCACUGCUCUCCUACAAUGAAACAGUUCAUGAGAAGCAGAGCCCGACCACGCCGUUUUCCAUCUCAGAAUUCCAAGGUGGGGUGCCUGACGGUUGGGGUGGUGUUGGUGUCGACACCUCGGCCGCAUACAUCGGUCCUGAAUUCGCACGCAUCUUCUACAAGAUAAAUUACGGCUUUCGCACUGCUAUCCAAAAUCUCUACAUGAUCUUUGGGGGGACAAAUUGGGGCAACCUGGGCCACCCUGGUGGUUACACCUCGUACGAUGUGGGUGCUGCUAUCGCCGAAGAUCGCGAAGUCAUCCGCGAGAAAUACAGUGAAUUGAAGCUACAGUUCAACUUUCUACAGGCAUCUCCUGCAUACCUCGAGUCACACCCCGAAAACGGGAGCUAUGGAAUCUACACGGACACCACAUCCCUCGCAGUAACCCGGUUAGCCGGGACUCCCACCAACUUCUACGUGGUACGCCAUGGAGAGUUAACAUCGCAAGAGUCGACUUCAUAUAAGCUGCGCGUGAACACUACCGCCGGUAGCUUGACAAUUCCUCAGCUGGGUGGAACACUAAGUUUGAAUGGCCGAGAUUCAAAAAUUCAUUUAGUCGACUACAACGUCGGCAACGAAAAUCUGAUUUAUUCCUCGGCUGAGCUAUUCACCUGGAAGCAGACAGGCCCCAAGUCAGUGGUUGUUCUCUAUGGAGGUGAAGAUGAGCUUCAUGAAUUUGCCGUCCCUGCAAAUAUAGGAAAACCAACUUUCAUUGAAGGCGACGAUUUGCAGAUUCAGCAGAUCAACUCGACCACCGUGAUACAAUGGGCAGUCCAACCCUCACGCCGAGUUGUGCAUUUCGGCAACACCCUCGAGGUGCAUCUCCUCUGGCGCAACGAGGCAUACAACUACUGGGUCCUCGACCUACCCGUCCCAGGGGCCAUAGGCCGACACGUCUCUCAGUCUCACGCCAACCGAUCUGUCAUCGUCAAGGCCGGGUAUCUUCUACGAACUGCCGAACUCACUGGCAAGUCCCUCUAUUUGACAGGCGAUAUCAACACCACCACUACCCUCGAGCUCAUUUCCGCCCCUCAGCCAGUGACCAGAAUUUUCUUCAACAACCAAAGCGUCCAAACCAGCGUCACAUCUGGCCGUCUCACCGGCACCCUCACCUACCAAAAGCCCAACAUCAGCCUACCAGACCUCACAACCCUCGACUGGCACUACCUCAACACCCUCCCAGAGGUCGACGAUUCCACAUACAACGACGAUCUCUGGACCCCAUGCACGCACACCACGACCGCAAACCCACGCAACCUAACCACCCCAACAUCCCUCUACGCCAGCGACUACGGCUACAACGGUGGUUCCCUCCUCCACAGAGGCACCUUCACGGCCACCGGCAAUGAGACCUCCCUCUACCUCCUCACCGAAGGAGGCUACGCCUACGGCUACUCCAUCUGGCUCAACAACACAUUCCUCGCCUCCUGGCCAGGAGACCCGUUGUAUAUGUUCUCCAACCAAAGUCACAUUCCCAUUCUCUCUCACUCCCGGGACCACCUACACAACUUCCCCGCGAACGGCGAAUUCAUGAAAGAUCCACGUGGAAUCCUAGAUUACACUCUCCACGGCCGCGACGACAAAUCUGCCAUAUCGUGGAAAAUAACGGGUAACUUCGGCGGAGAGCAUUAUGCUGAUCUAACUCGAGGUCCACUCAAUGAGGGUGCCUUCUUCGCUGAGCGAAAGGGGUAUCACCUCCCCGGUGCGCCGGUGGAGACGUGGACGAAGAGGUCACCGUUUGAUGGACUUCCGGAGGAUGAGGCGCCCGGGGUAGGAUUCUUCGCGACGACAUUCGACCUGAAUGUUCCUGAUGGGUAUGAUGUGCCUAUUAGUGUUGUGUUUGAGAAUAGUACUACAGUUGGUGAUGGAUCGGAGCCUGCGAGGUUUCGGUCGGAGUUGUUUGUGAAUGGGUGGCAGUUUGGGAAGUAUGUCAAUCACAUCGGCCCGCAACUUAGCUUUCCCGUCCCAGAGGGUAUCUUGAACUAUAAUGGGAGCAAUUAUCUUGCUCAUACCAUCUGGGCUAUGGAUGAGAACUCGUACAAGUUGGAUGGGUUGCGGUUGCAGGCUAAUGCGGUGGUGCAGAGUGGGUAUCGCAAGCCAAGUCUUGUGAAGGGAGAGGUGUACAAGAAGAGAGCUGGUAGCUAUUGA
This is a messenger RNA of Aspergillus neoniger CBS 115656, 2991 nucleotides long. RefSeq names its product glycoside hydrolase family 35 protein. Gene Ontology annotation, molecular function: beta-galactosidase activity. Lineage: Eukaryota; Fungi; Ascomycota; Eurotiomycetes; Eurotiales; Aspergillaceae. Gene Ontology annotation, cellular component: vacuole. Gene Ontology annotation, biological process: carbohydrate metabolic process. The transcript has 7 exons. The record is from RefSeq and is a predicted model, not a curated record. Bases 1 to 2991 code for a protein of 996 amino acids.